AUGCUGGAUUCUAAGCACCACGGAGUGACCACGGUGUCCACUCACAACAAGAUCUCCUUCUCAAUCGUCGACAUACUGGACCCGAACAAAUUCAACAGCAAGAAGACGAGCGAACGCGCCAAACUUGGAGUGGCGGAUGCGGAGGGGACUAGUUUGGAAAAGAACAGCGACGCGGAAGGAGACGACACAACGGACGAUGAUGACGCCUCUGCACUCAACAAUAGCCAGCCGGUUGUUGUCGACCCCCUCAUGAUCUCGCCCCCAGCCGAGAGAAAGCACUGCCCACCCGAGGACCCGGACAAUGUGGUAAAAGACUCGACGGUCACACUGCAAGACCCAUCAACACACAGCAAGAGAAGACGGCAAGACCAGAACAAUGCCAAGCCCCGGCGUGCCCGGACAGCCUUCACCUACGAGCAGCUGGUGGCGUUGGAAAACAAGUUCCGUGCCACUCGCUACCUGUCAGUGUGCGAGAGGCUCAAUCUAGCAUUGUCCUUGAGUUUGACGGAGACGCAGGUGAAGAUCUGGUUCCAGAACAGACGCACGAAAUGGAAAAAGCAGAACCCUGGCGCAGACAGCACCAUGCCCCCAACACCCAGCCCACUCGUGAGUCCUGGCCAAGUUACAUGCGGUUCCAGCCAGGCCGGCUUCCACCAGUCCUUCCCCAAUCUCAGUUCUGGAAAUGUCAUCUUUCACACAGCUGCAGCAGCACCACUUUCAUCCACUGGAGGGCUCCUGCAUCCCUUUUUAUCUAGCGGAUUUGUGCAGCCCUCCUAUUUCAAUCCACACCUAUGA
Nerophis lumbriciformis (worm pipefish) is the source of this 795-nucleotide messenger RNA. Lineage: Eukaryota; Metazoa; Chordata; Actinopteri; Syngnathiformes; Syngnathidae. The record is from RefSeq and is a predicted model, not a curated record.